UCAGGCGUGAAUGUGUUCCUGAGAAAGAUUGCUGUGGCGGCGGCCUCCAGUCCGGCAGUGGAAAUCACCCAACGAGAAGAGACGCUCUCUAUCAAGACUUCCACCAGCGUUCGCACCACCCAUGUUUCCUUCACCGUGGGUCAGUCCUUCAGCGAGGCCACAGUAGAUGGUCGGCCCUGCACGAGUUUUCCUAAAUGGGAAACAGACCGAAAAAUCAGCUGUGAACAGACCUUACAGAAGAGCGACGGACCUAAAACAACGUGGACUCGAGAACUGACCAAUGAUGGAGAGCUCAUACUGACAAUGACUGCUGGCGACGUAGUCUGCACCAGAGUUUACGAGAGGGAAUGA
Molecule: messenger RNA, 351 nt
Organism: Nematolebias whitei (Rio pearlfish)
Lineage: Eukaryota; Metazoa; Chordata; Actinopteri; Cyprinodontiformes; Rivulidae
Gene: crabp2b
Product: cellular retinoic acid binding protein 2, b
Exons: 3
Biological process (GO): fatty acid transport
Cellular component (GO): nucleus; cytosol
Molecular function (GO): fatty acid binding
Source: RefSeq, a predicted model, not a curated record